Cornus florida is the source of this 626-nucleotide messenger RNA. RefSeq names its product cytochrome c oxidase subunit 6a, mitochondrial-like. The coding region runs from base 69 to 368 and encodes 99 amino acids. NCBI's taxonomy places the organism in Eukaryota, Viridiplantae, Streptophyta, Magnoliopsida, Cornales, Cornaceae. Gene Ontology annotation, biological process: mitochondrial electron transport, cytochrome c to oxygen. The record is from RefSeq and is a predicted model, not a curated record. Gene Ontology annotation, cellular component: mitochondrial inner membrane. Gene Ontology annotation, molecular function: enzyme regulator activity. The transcript is spliced from 4 exons.
CGUGCCAAUAAAAGUUCAUCUCUCACUUCCGAUUAGACAGAGACGAGAGAGAGAGCGCAGAGAACGAAAUGGCGACGGCGAUGGUGAGAUCUAUGUUUCGAACGACCCUCCGUGGAGGCUCACGGACUCCUACCUCCAAAAGGACCUUCUCUUCUUCCUCUGGCCAUCACGACGACGCCUAUGAAACGGCGAAAUGGGAAAAGAUUACUUAUGCUGGCAUUAUAGGUUGCUCUAUUUUUGCCUUCUAUAACCUCUCAAAGGGCCAUCCCCAUCAUGAAGAGCCUCCUGCGUACCAAUAUAUGCACAUUCGCAACAAGGAGUUUCCAUGGGGUCCAGAUGGUCUUUUUGAGGUGAAGAAGGAUCACUGAUUCUUGGGGGACAUCAAGGAGAUAUGUCUAGAAAUAAUGAUUUUUUAGUGCAUGAUCGAUCAUGUGUCAUCUUUUAAGAUUACCUUGAGGAUCUCUAUGGAUGUUAUUUUGGCACUUCCCUUUCUGUAGUGGAACCAUGGUAUUUGGGCUGUAUGUGGCUGGUUGUCCAUACUUGUUUCAUAUUCUGUCACUUUGUUUCUCAUGCUAUGUUUGCCGCGAAAUACGAUGUGAUCAAUAAUUGGGCAUUUCCUUUUUCUA